GGCGGCUUUAUCUAGUGAAGGCCUCUUCCUCGUUCUUCUCUUCACUUCCUUCCCUUCUGCUCUGUCUGUCCGACCGCAACAAAAUCUCCCCUUCCCUUCAGACGACAAGAACAAGACGGUGCAACACGUCUUCCCUCUUUCCUUCACACAAUUUCCACCGACCCUUUACCCCUCUUCCUCUCUAUUUCUGUUUCUCCUGAACAGAACAGAGAUGGGGAGCAGCUCCCUUUAGCUGUUCAGCCGAAAUUAUUGUAAGGAGAUGAGAUGAACAUAGCUAGCAGCCGCAGCACAAGUGACUGAAGAUUGAUGCUUAUGGUUGAGGAUGAUAUGGAGGAGAUAAGAAUCUUCACGGUCUUCGCUGGUCUCUCCUCAGUCUCUCGAUUCCACGACGCUUAUCCCAAAAGGGCUUCAAUGGAAGGGAACUAUUGUGGGGACUGAUUUCUGCGCAGGGGAGACUUUUGGGGUUCUAUUCAAUUAGUUGAUUACUUCAUUUGUUCUGUGUGGCCAUGGAAAUCUUCCCUAAAUCAAGAAAACUCACGAUUGAAUUAAUCUGAAACAAAGGAGAAAUUUUUCCUUAGCUCUCCUCUUCAAGAAUCGUUACCACAUCGAAUGGAGAAUCACCACCCUUCCACACUCUUGUCGAUGGACUCGAGCGCCUCCUCGCAUGAUGACCUUGACCUGGAGAUGAGCCGCCAGGUUAACCUCUCGGGCCCACCAGACAUCAACCUGCCCUUGUCUGCUGAGCGGAGCCCACCUCCUCCGCUCCAGCAGCCGCAGUCCUGGAAUCCCGAUGCAGACAUCCUUGAUGUGGGCCUUGGUCCACAAAUCUACAAGCCGACGGCCGAGAGUUCCCUCAGCCUCCCCAAGGGCAGUGGCAGCAGCGGUGCAGGGAGGAAAUGUGCCAAGCGAGUCGAUACUGUGUGGGGCGCAUGGUUCUUCUUUAGCUUCUACUUCAGGCCUGCCCUGAGUGAGAAGUCCAAGGCCAAGAUAGUGAGGGACAGCACUGGUCUUUCGGGCUUUGACAAGUCCGACCUAAAGCUUGACGUCUUCAUGGUCCAGCAUGACAUGGAGAACAUGUACAUGUGGGUCUUCAAGGAGAGGCCCGAGAACGCUCUGGGGAAGAUGCAGCUUCGGAGCUAUAUGAAUGGGCACUCCCGACAGGGUGAGCGGCCCUUCCCAUUUAGCGUGGAUAAGGGCUUCACCAGGUCCCACCGGAUGCAAAGGAAGCACUAUCGUGGACUCUCAAAUCCACAGUGCAUACAUGGGGUCGAACUUGUCCCUUCCCCAAACCUCAUGGGCCUUGACGAGGAAGACCAUAAGCGGUGGAUGGAGCUCACUGGCCGUGACUUGAAUUUCUCGAUUCCAUCUGAAGCAAGCGAUUUCAGCUCAUGGCGGACUUUACCGAGCACUGAUUUCGAGCUUGAGAGGCUCCCCCCGCCAAUAAAGAACAUCCCAAGCUUGCAAUCCAAGAAGCAGCUUAAUGGGUCGGGCCUUAACUUAUCGACUCAUCCGCCUGCCCACAGCAAUGGGGAUAGCAUGGACUUAUCGCCUGUCAGCAGCAAGAGGAGAAAAGAUUUCUUCUCUCACGGCAACGAGGAGGAUUGUUAUUUGCCCAUAAAUCCUCCGCCAUCGGAUCGGAUCAAUGACGUGGAGAUCCGCCAGCAUGUCGAGCCCCAGUGGGCGAAUGACUUUAGUGGGGUGAUGAUCAAGAACAUGUGUGGACCGGUCACGGCCGCGAAAACAAUAUACGAGGAUAAGGAUGGCUUCUUGAUUAUCAUUAGCCUGCCGUUCGUGGACCUUCAGAGGGUGAAGGUCUCAUGGAGGAAUACUAUCACACACGGGAUCAUCAAGGUGUCUUGCAUGAGCACGUCGGGCGCGCCAUUUAUUAAGAGGCGUGAUCGGACAUUCAAGCUUACAGACCCGUCCUCUGAGCACUGCCCCCCGGGGGAGUUUGUGAGGGAAAUCCCGCUGUCGACCCGGAUCCCCGAGGAUGCCAACAUCGAGGCCUACUACGAUGGACCCGGAUCCGUGCUCGAGAUAAUGGUGCCCAAGCUCCAUGUGGGGCCUGAGGAGCACGAGGUCCGAGUCUGCCUUCGUCCUCACCUUGGAGUCAAUGAUCUCAUGCUGACUUGAGUCCCGAGGAGCUGCCACAACCCAUAGGGGGCAUGGAUGAUAGAGCCAUUGCUAAUGGUGGGUGCCUCAUUUUUUCCUCCUUCGAGUUUUUUUGGUUUUUGGUCCGCUGACAUUGUAUAACAGUGUUAUUCACGGGAAAGAGAUGCUUGUCUCGAAUAUAUGGUUAUCCUGGCCUGCUUUCUUCAGUAUCUUGGAUUUAUGGGCUAGCGAUGUUUCUCUAAAGCCAAAUUGAUGUCAAGGUUAGCUUGUGAAUUGUAGUGAUUUUUCUGACAAUGAAGUUCAUUUGAUUCCCAAGCAUAUACUGUUGUUGGAGUUCUGCUGGAACAUGUCAUAGUUGGUGGCCCAUAAAUGUACAUUACAAUUAUUAUUGUAUGAUAAUUCACAAGUGGUUUUUCAUUUUAAUU
This is a messenger RNA of Punica granatum (pomegranate), 2537 nucleotides long. The record is from RefSeq and is a predicted model, not a curated record. Lineage: Eukaryota; Viridiplantae; Streptophyta; Magnoliopsida; Myrtales; Lythraceae.